Echinops telfairi (small Madagascar hedgehog) is the source of this 1337-nucleotide messenger RNA. RefSeq names its product SAC3 domain containing 1 (gene SAC3D1). Lineage: Eukaryota; Metazoa; Chordata; Mammalia; Afrosoricida; Tenrecidae. The record is from RefSeq and is a predicted model, not a curated record. The coding region runs from base 625 to 1149 and encodes 174 amino acids. The transcript has a single exon. Gene Ontology annotation, biological process: centrosome duplication; spindle assembly. Gene Ontology annotation, cellular component: nucleus; spindle; centrosome.
AGGGGGGUGUGUGUGGAAAUGGAAUGGUCCCGGGCAGGUAGCCUAGGUUUUUUAAACAACGCCCCCCUCCUCCCCCCCCAAUAGCUCCUCCCCGGUCGUCAUUGCAUAGCGGCCGUGAGCAGACGUAGAUGCCCUGGAACAUACGUGGGAUAGAAGCUUUUUUAGAGCCUUAUUGUGGGUGGUGCGCUUUGAUUGUGAUAAAAAAACGCUGCUGGCUUCAAAGUUCUCUUGACCCGAUUGUUUAUCCCAAAUUCCAGUUACUCUACCUCUGGGAGGUAGAGCCAAUGUGAAGGGGCCUCCCAAGUGGUCAGGGCAGUGGGCUAGGGUCUCCAUCAGAAACCUGGAGGUGGGGGAUCAGCCACCUCACCCCCCCCUUCGUCAACAGUCUAGAGCAAGGCUUUUCAAUGACCCUCAGCAUCCCCGCCAGCAAACACUACUGGCUGCUUCAGGACUGUGUGGACGGAGUUUGUCUGAGGAGCUCAGCUAUCCCAUGAAGAUCUAUGUGGGCAAGGGGCUGUUGGCUGAAUUGGUCAGGGUAGGAUGUGAGCAGAAUCAGGCUAGAGAACACCUAGGGCUGGGAGGACAAGGAGAUGGGCUUGGCCCAGGAAGGCCCCUGGCCCCCUCAUGCUGCCUCCCACCUCCCCAGGCUCCCUGGAGGCCCUGUACGAGAUUCUGCAGCUGCCCGCCGCCCUGCGUGCCUGCCCACCCCUGCACACAGCCUUGGCCGUGGACGCUGCUUUUCGAGAGGGCAACGCUGCCCGUCUAUUCCGCCUGCUCCGGACCCUGACCUAUCUGCCUAGCUGUGCUGUGCAGGGGCACGUGGCCCAUGCUCGCCGCGGAGCCCUGGCCCGCCUCGCCCGUGCCCUCAGCACCCCCAAGGGCCAGGCCUUGCCCCUGGACUUCCUGGUGCACCUGCUGGCCUUGGACGGAUCCGAAGAGGCCCGGGACCUGUGCCAGGCACAUGGGCUGCCUCUGGCUGGGGAGGAGCGAGUGGUGUUCCUUAGGGGUCACUAUCGGGAGGAGGGGCAGCCAAGUGCAGGGGCCUGCAACCUGUUGGUGGACAGCAAGCUGCGAGGGCGGACCCUGGAGGAGGUGGUCAUGGCUGAGGAGGAAGAGGAGGGCUCCAUCAGAGUGCAGUCCCCAGCCUGAGGACGGGCCACACCGGCCCCAGAGCCCUGUGUGGGAAACCGGGCUCCAGGACGGGAGUGCAUACAGAUUCUUUGCGCUCAUAUUUUAAGGAGUCUGGGAGGCCGAGACGCUUGUGGGGUGGAGAUGCGUCUCUGUCACAUUCUCCUAUCUAAAGCUGUUCCCUCAGUAAAGCCAGUUUUAAGGUGCUA